CAAAAAUUUUAAAUUCCCAUGACCACCCUCACUCUUAACGGCUCUUUUUGAACCGCACUCUCAUUUACUUUCUUUCUCUUUUCACUUCCGCUCUGCAUAUUUUCUCUUCGCGAUUUUAAAAUUUCGAGAACCAGAAAAUUACCCAAGAAAAGAAAAAACUUAUCGGACAUCCCCUCAGAUGACAAAUCUAUAAUCAGAAAACCAGGUGUAAAUUGUAAUCUGAAAAUAUAUAUUCAGGAAAAAAUGGCAAUGGAGAAGGUUUAUGAAGAGCUAGAUGAAGUCAAAGUUGAGAAUGAGAAGCUAAGGGCAGAUUUCAAAAGCAAAGCAGCAUUAUGUGAGCAUUUGAAAAAAAUCCAGAAUGAGCAGGUAAUGAAAAUCCAAGAAGGGAGUUCAAAAAUCGAGAAGCAGGCUCAAGAACUUCUUGAAAAAGAAGAAGAAAUCUCGGUGGUGAAGCAAGCGAAUGAAGAUCUUAAAUCCAGUCUGAAUGAAAAAGAAUCUAUCAUCAAGCAAUUGACUGCUGCUAAUGCUAAGCUCAGAGUUGAGCGUGAUGAGAAGAAUCAAAACUGGGAGCAGGAGAAUAGAAGGUUGGUAUUGGCUUUAGAUGAGGCAAAUGAGAAGAAUAUAGAUCAAGAACAAAAAAUUAAUGUGCUUAAGGCGGAGAUUGAAGGUCUGAAAGCACACCUGUCAGUUUCACAGAAGAAGCGCUCCGAAGCAGAGAAAAAGGCCAAAAACCCAAAAGAGCUGAGAGAAAGAGAUGAUCUGUUGGUCAAGGUAGAGGAAGGCAAGAGGAAGGUUGAAGAUCAGCUAAAAUGGAAGAAGGAGCAGUUCAAACACCUAGAAGAAGCCCACGACAAGCUUCGAGAUCAGCUCAAGGUGAGUAAGAAAGAGUGGGAGCAAGAAAAAUCAACAUUGCUUGAUGAGAUUUGUUCGCUGCAGACAAGAUUAGAUUCUCAGAUCCGAAUUACAGGAGAUCUUCAAAACCGGUUACAAAUGUGCAACCAAGCCUUGGCUCAUGAAGAAACACGAAGAAAGUACCUGGAAGUUGAAAUUUCAGAGUUCAAAACACGCUUUGAAAAUAUUUUUGCUGAAUGCCAGGAUGCAAAGUCACAACUGGACUGCUUGAAUUCCCAGAGGGAUAAUGAAGUUGCAACUCUGAGACAUCUAUUGGGCACAAAGGAAUCAUUUUACAAGGAAAUGGAGUAUCGAGCAGGAAAACUGGAGCAAGAAAAUCAAGAGUUGAUGACAUCCGUCAGAGAACUCCGGGAAGCCCGAUUUCAGGAAGCUGGAAGUUCUUCUUCUCUUUCAAAACUGAAAAACAAGCUCAAAAGUGUGGAGCAGAUGCACAAGGAGUGUUCAGCAAAUCUUAGGGCUAAAGAAGCUGAAUGGAACUCUCAGCGGGAGGAAAUGACCAAGAAAUUAAAUGGCUACAGUUCUCAGUUGGAGAGAAAAGAUGCCGCUUUCAAAGUGCUUGAAAUGGAACUUGAAGGUUACCUUUCUUCAGCUGUGCAGUUGAAAUUGCAGAAUGAAGAGAUUUCUGUGAUGUUACUACUGAUGAAGUCAGGAAUGUCUGAGGCCCAAUUGAAACUUGCAAAUGUUGAGGCUGAGCUGGGCCUCUAUGAGAAAGAGAGGGUAGAGAAUCUUUCUAUUCUGAGGCAGCAGCUGGAGAUCAAAAAUACUGCUCUGGCUAAUGCUCAGAGAGACAUUGCAGAAGAAGGUGAGAGGACAGCAAUUUUAACCAGGAGGGUUGAUACCUUAGAACAACUUGAGGAUAAGCAUCAGCUGAUGCAGAAAGAGCUCAACAGAUGUAAAGAAAUGCUGGAGGAAUCAUCCAGGUGUCAACUUCGGUUGAAAGAGCAAGCUUUGCAGGUGGACAAUGAUUCAAAAGGAAAAAUUAGAGAAGUCUGUGAUGCUUUAGAUGUGGCAAAUUCUGAACUGGCUGAAGAACAGGAGAAGGUAGCAUCUUUGUUAAGGAAAGUUGAGUCCUUGGAUAUUAUUGAAGGACAGCGGCUCCUGAUGCAGAAAGAGCUUGAGAGGUAUAAAGAAAAGCUUGAGGAAGCAUCUAGGUGUCAAAUACACUUGGAAAAGCAAGCUUUGCAGAUGGAAAGUGAAUCCAGAGAGAAACUUCAGGAAGUUUGUGAUGCUUUAGAAGCAGCAAAAUCUGAAUUAACAGAAGAACGAGAAAGAGCAGCUUCAUUGAUGAAGAGGGUUGAGUCUUUGGAUCAAAUUGAAGAGCAGUGGCUCCAGACACAGAAAGAGCUUGAGAGGUAUAAGGAUUUGCUUGAGGAAACAUCUAGGAGUCAACGUCAGUUGGAAGAGCAAGCGGUGCAUAUGAAAAAUGAAUAUGAAGAGAAACUUCGAGAAGUUUGUGAUGCUUUAGAAACUGCAAACUUUGAAUUGGCUGAAGAACGUGAGAGGACAGCUUAUUUAAAGAAGAGGAUUGAAUCUUCAGAUCACUUAGAAGAGCAGUGGGCCCUGAGGCAGAAAGAACUUGACAGGUACAAGGAAAUGUUUGAGGAGUCAUCUAAGUGCCAAAUUCAAUUAGAAAAGCAAAUGUCGCAGAUCGAAAGUGACUCAGAAAGGAAACUAGCAGAAGUUUGCAAUGCUUUGGACAAAGCAAAUUCUGAAUUGGUUGAGAAAAUUUGUGAAAGACAUGAAAUUGAAUUUGAAUCGUGGAUAUGGAAAACUAUUGCUGAGCGGUUAAAAGCUGACCUUGAAGAAAGCCAGGAACUGCGUAAAAAGUUAGAAUCGUCUCUUCUUGCGCAAGUGGAGGUUGGAGAAACUAUCAAGCAAGACCUUAUCCGUAUAACAGAAGAGAAGGAAGGGAGAAUAGUUAAUCUCCAGCAGCAGAUAGUGUCACUAGAGCAAGAGCUCAAAACAAGAGAAUUAGAAGCAGUGAGUUCUGCAGAGGAGAGCAUUCUUCAAAUUACAAGAGAACAGGACAAGAUCUUAGAGGAUCUCCAGAAAGAGAUUGGGUUGCUGGAAGAAGAAUCACUUAGAAGGGAAAUGGAAGGUGCUGCAUUUGCACAUAUAGGCGCAGAGAGAAAAUUUGAGCAUGAGAAGGAAAAUCUUUUGCGGCUUGUAGAAGAGAAAGAUCAGAGAAUAGAUGGUCUCAUGCAGGCUGUCAGGUCAAUGGAAGAAGAUUUUAAUAGCUCAUUGAAUUCCUUUUCCUCAGAGCUCGCUGAGAAGCAGGCACAGAUUAAUUUGGUCCACGAAGCUUAUGAAAAAAUUGCCAGAGCUGAGAUUCUGGCUAAGCUAGAAAUUGAAGAGAAAAAAUUAAUGAUUGUGGAGUUGGAGGAUGACAUUCAUAUUGUACAGGAGAAAUUGUUAUCGCAAGAAAAAUCCCUGUCUGAUUCAAAACAGCUAGCAUUAAAUGUUGAAGCUGAAUUGGAAGCAAAGCGUCUGCAAAUGAAGAACUUGGCUGAUCAGAUGGAGGCAAGGCUGAAAACAUCAGAGGCUUUGGUUGAGGAGUUUAAGAGUGAAAAGACAAAUUUGCUCGAAGACAUCAUGAAGUUGUCAAUGGAGAGGGAAAGUUUGUUCGGAUUCAUUGGGGGCCUAGGUGACAAGAUCAGUGAGUUCUCCAGUGAAGACGCACAGCUGAUGGGAAUCUUGGGAAGGAUAGUGCAGUCUUUUGACAAUAACACUUCAGGCUUGAAAGGUGGUGAUGAACUUUUUGACUCUCUAAAAGAGAACAAGAAUAGUCCUGUUCCUUCUCCGGCAACCAAGAAACCUGAUUCCGCCAUUGAAGAAAGAUCACCAUUUAGACAGCUCAACUAACUGCAACUAAGGAAAGAAGCUAUUAUCAAUACAGCUUGUGUGAUUGACGGUUUUCUUUUUCUUUUUCUUUUUUGCCCCCAUUAACUAAGUUUUUCCGGAAGAAUCCAUGCAGUUUAAAGCAUGGACUUCGUCUUCCUUUUCAGCUUUGUAUAUGACAGAUUCAUGCCUGUAUAAGCGUUUGUAUCUGCCAGUAACAAUUGACCACAUGAUUCAUUGUUUCAUUUUGAAGAACCAGUUCAUAAUUUAUCAUAUUAUCUUCAGAUUUUCUC
Messenger RNA from Theobroma cacao (cacao), 4043 nucleotides. RefSeq names its product basic helix loop helix (bHLH) DNA-binding superfamily protein. Lineage: Eukaryota; Viridiplantae; Streptophyta; Magnoliopsida; Malvales; Malvaceae. The record is from RefSeq and is a predicted model, not a curated record.